UUGAUUGUAUGUUCACAGAGUUGUUCACUUCCAUGUCCUGUGUUCGCGAGAGAAGGAUCCCUCUAGACCGAAGACAUCGAAGAUCUCGGCAUAUAGAAAGCCUAAAAACAGCCAGUGAAUGAUCCCGCUGGAUUGGCCUAUGCACUAGGCAUGAAAACCACCAACUUCUUUGCAUUUGAUCCUCCCGCACGUUUGAUAGCCUGAUCCGUGGCAUUGGGAAAGCUGAGUCAAGUGAGGAAGGUACUUCGUAAUGCGCAGGACUUCUGAUUCACAGCAUCAUAUCGUAUUCCUCGAAUACUUAUUCGUUCUCACUCAGCAUAGGUAGUAUUCAUUCCUUCAACCGCUUUUUUGUUGCAUACAACCAACGAUAAUUGAGGUGCAGGUAAUGUUCCAAACGUUUUCUAGCGUAAAUAUCAUACAGCAUCGUAGAGAAGGUUCUGUAGUGCACAGACACGGUAUCCAACGUAAGCCACCAUGACCCACAAUCUUGGAUGCAAGCCACAUCACUAGAGCUAUGUCACUAAGCGAUACUGCGAUCUCACAUCCAAUCCUCCUAUCACACCUGCAUGACACUCAUGUGCCUACCCAGAAUCCUAGAUAUCCAAUCCAAGCUAUAAGAUGAACUUAGCAGGCGUUCUCUCAAACACCAAUUGCAAUGUCCGAUUGUUGGCCAAUGCGCAGUUGCAGUGAAACCGGUCGGGUACCUAUCUACAAAUAUCGUGCGUUACGAUGAUGGUUCACUUCUUUUUAAUUCUGUAGAUGAGGUUAAUCGCCAUCGGCUUUUGCGUGUGCAAUACCACUUCAAAGAAUCUGUCUUACGAUCACCUUCAUAUUCAAUACCAAUGGUUGUACGAAAUAUAAUCAAUGCUAUGUAAGCGUAAUCGUAACUCAAACCGACAGUAUGUUUUCGACAUGAGGCCCUCCUCCAAGACACGGGAAGCAGUUAGCGGCAAACGAAUACGAGCAACUCCAACGCGAAGGACGAUAGCGAAAUGACACUACGAACGACCAACCCACCACAUGAGGUCUGGAUACAAAAAACUUCCCUCCAAUCACCGAUGAGUGCCAAAUCUGUCCUAACCUUUUUAGUGAAAAAUGUGGCUUCGCCAUAAGUUUUGCGGUUUCUCAAGACGGACCCUGCAUCCGCAGCUGUCGAACGAGUAUUCGCACGCUUAUCUGACUCGUGCCGACCUCGCUCAAACAGUGAAUAUGAAGGAGCAAGGCGCACGUUACAACGGUUGCCUUCACCGGCUAAUUUGCUAUUGGCUAUGUGUAUACGCCACGAAUAAGCUCGAUAGGGUAAAUAGGGUGAAGAUUCAAACCCAUCUUUUUUUGUAACUCUUCGUUCAUCCUCCGUCGUUUGGCACACGCCGCGAUCUUCUUCGAGGGUUUCGAUUGCC
Molecule: messenger RNA, 1400 nt
Organism: Periconia digitata
Lineage: Eukaryota; Fungi; Ascomycota; Dothideomycetes; Pleosporales; Periconiaceae
Source: the annotation of a GenBank genome assembly